Molecule: messenger RNA, 4810 nt
Organism: Physcomitrium patens
Lineage: Eukaryota; Viridiplantae; Streptophyta; Bryopsida; Funariales; Funariaceae
Source: RefSeq, a predicted model, not a curated record
AGUGCAGCGCAGUGCAGUGCAGUCUUGGUCGCCACAGCCUUCCUUUUCUUCCUUCUCUCGCAGCAGCAUCCAUUCGACCGACCGCUUCUGACACCACACGCUGCCAUUGCCAGGCUGCUCCCGCUUUCUUCUGCCUCCUGGUCGCACUUCUCCUUUUCCGAUUUGGUGGUCAUUUGCGGGACUUUCGGGACUUUCGAAAUUUAGGCUUUCUAGGGUUUGUUAGAGAGUCCUCGUGGGAGAUCGGUCGUUGGAAAGAGAGGGAAUAGGACUGGAGGGGUGCUGGUGUGGUGCGAGGCGUGUUAGCAGCUGAGCCGAGAGGGUGUACUGGGUUGGGAGGUCAGUGUUAGGUUUUAAUGGAGGUGUGUAGGGUUGUGUAUGGAAGGAAGUAGGUCGUUUGCAAGGUGCGGGUGAACGGAAAUGUGAUGGUUGUGCGGAAUGUAGAGGAUACAGUGUGAAUUGCCAUGAUGCGUUGAUAACUGGUCGCUCAUAGUAGGGCAGAGGAGGCACAGCACGCAUAAGAUAAGUAGGGAUGGAGAUUAUGUGAUGUUGUGUUGCGUUGCUUGCUUGGGAGGGAAGGGGUAUUAUUGAUGACGCUUACAGAGGAGUGGUGCGGCUGUUUGCGGAUUUUUGUUUUGAGUUGAAAACAUAUACGUAAUUGGCGCAAAGAAAUGUAGCGUGAUCGCUCUUUUGAUCGUUUCCAGCUGACUAGAAACUCAUGAGAUUCAUUGACUACAUUACAAAGCAGCACUAAAGUGGUGGAGCUUUUCAAGUUAAUUUUUGCGAAGAGGAGUUUUAAUGCAGAAAUUUGCUCUGAAGGCUGCGCACCACUCAAUUCAAAGCCACAUGAGGCGAUGGACAACAUUGAUGACAACGCGUUCCAUGGGUUUCUGCGGUUAAUCUGGCAGAAGCUUUGCCACCAUGACUGUUUCUUGGAAGCGUGUUGAAUGUGCGCUGUGCUGGUUAUUGCGAGAAUUGCCUGGGCGCAAUUAGCAGGUCAUUCGUAAAGACAGAGGUACACAGCCGGAGUUGAAACUUGAAGGAAUGUACAUGAGCAUUUGACAGCGCGCUCGAAUCACAUGGAGUUCAACUAUCUGCAGCGAGUGAAGGUUUACCGCCUUAACGACGAAGGUAAAUGGGAUGACAAAGGAACUGGUCACGUAUCUGUUGAAUAUUUAGAACGGUCGGAUGCAGUAGGUUUAGUCGUCAUUGAUGAGGAAGACAAUCAAACCUUACUGGUCCAUCGGAUUUCAGCGGAUGACAUAUACAGGCGCCAAGAAGACACUAUCAUAUCAUGGACGGAUCCAGAAGUGGCAACAGAUUUGGCCCUCAGCUUCCAAGAGACCAUGGGUUGUUCCUUCAUUUGGGAUCAAAUAUGCAGUGUGCAACGCUCAACCCACUUCCCAUCAGUCGGUGGCAUGGAGGGAAAUACUCGUUCAGCUGGUGAUGAUUUGGAAAAUUCUGGUACUUCGCAAGAUGAUGAUGAUGCGUUUCGUGAAGGUGUAGCCCCUGAAAUGCUGGAACUCCCACCGGUGGAGAUUUCCAACCUUCUUCUCAUUGUAAAGGCGGUUGCAGCAGUUGCACCUUUUGAUCGUGAUAGAGUUGCUUCCGUGAUUGUUCGGGAUCAAAAUUACAUACCCAAACUUGUACAGCUGUUUCGCACUUGUGAAGACCUCAAGAACCUCAAAUGUUUGCGUUUGAUGUUCAAGAUUGUUAAAGGAAUCAUGUUACUUAACGAUGGGCACAUAUUUGACAUCAUCUUCAGUGAUGAAUAUAUGAUGGAUAUCAUUGGAGCUUUGGAAUAUGAUCCGGAUGCUGCAAGUCGCCAAGAUCACCGCACUUUCCUCAAGGAGCAAGUUAUUUUCAAGGAGGCUGUUCCUAUUCGUGAUCCAGCAAUCCUGUCGAAGAUCCACCAGACAUAUCGUAUUGGCUAUAUCAAGGAUGUAAUAUUAUCUAGGUUGCUUGAUGACGCAACUUUAGCUACAAUCAACUCAAUCGUGCUCUUCAACAAUGUCUCAGUAGUGACUGCUCUUCAAAACGAUUCUGCCUUUCUAUCAGAGCUUUUCUCAAGGCUUCGUUCAUCCGAAACCCCGGAUAGAACUUGGCGGGACUUGGUGUUUUUUGUUCAAGAAUUCUGCAACCUGAGCAAACACCUGCAAGCGGAAGUGGGAAGCCAGCUCUACAGUGCUCUUGUCAAAGAAGGAUUGUUUGACAUUGUAGAGGACAUUCUCAAGGACGCAGAUGAGGUUAUCCGACUCAGUGGGUGUGAUAUUCUAAUAGUAGUUUUGAACCACAAUCCCGCAUUACUACGGACGUUCCUGGUGCACCAACCGGAUCACACAUUAUUCAGUGUACUGGUGGAUGGAAUGUUGACUCCUAGCAAAGGAGGAUUGCAAGCAAAGCUUCUGGAAGUUAUGCGGAUGCUGCUGGAUACGGAGACAAUGGAGACAGCAAGUUCUAAACACUUGCCGCCUGCUGACAAAAGCCUUUUUCUGGAGGUAUUUUAUGAGAGAUACAUGGAUCAGAUGGUUCAACUUCUUGUUGAUGGUUGUCCCCCAGAAGCGGGAAGCAUAGAAUCUACUAAUGAGUCGUCAAUCGAUGUUGGAAAAGGGACCAGGCGGACCAUUACUCCAGAAAUUCUUGGAAAUGUUUGCGAGCUGAUGUGUUUUUGUGUCCAGCAUCAUCAGUUCAGAAUCAAGUAUUAUGUGAUGAGGAAUCAUGUUGUGGAGAAAGUAUUGAGAUUGACUCGCAGGAAGGAAAAAUAUUUGGUUGUGGCUGCUGUGCGAUUUUUAAGGACGUGUGUUGCUUUGAAGGACGAAUUUUACUAUCGGUACAUAGUGAAGCACAACUUGUUUGAAAUUAUUAUUGGAGUCUUCAUGGCGAAUGGCAAUCGUUACAAUCUCCUCAAUUCUGCUGUGUUGGAGCUCAUUGACUUCAUCCGCAAGGAGGGCAUCAAAACUCUCGUAGUGCAUUUGAUCGAAAAGUUUUCAUCAAAAUUAGAAUCCAUUGACUAUGUGGAUACGUUUCGAGCAUUGAAGUUGAAAUAUGAGCAGCUUUUGGAAGGUCCUCUGCCGAGCACAAGAGAUGCAGGUACUAUUACAAGUGUUAGUCCUGAUCAUGGCAUACGGACAGGUCGAAAUAGGCACAACCUGACAGACUUUGUCGAUUAUCGCAAGCGGAAGGACGAGCGUGCAUUGGACAAAGAUGAAGAGGACUAUUUCAACGAGGAUAGUGACGAUGAGGAGGAUACAGCGACUGCAGGAGUCAGCCCUGCUUCCCAGCCUCCAUCCUUAAAAGCUGUUGUAUUGAACGGCAGUGCUGUGGAUCGUUCAUCUCUCAGGGAGAGCACCAUUGGGCUCGUGGACUAUGACGAUGAGGACGAAGACAUGCCUGCAACAUCGGGUAUUAAUGGCAAAAAUUUAGUAGAAUUAUUGGACAAGAAGACGGAGAAUUUACUUCCGGCAGUCCCACUGACAAGCCCUUUGCUAGAAGUAGAAACUGAUACCUUUGUCAAGCGUAAGACUCCGCUUGCCCCGACUUUGGAGGAAACUGACGGUACUUCUUCCAAGAGGCAGAAGCCUGAUGAUAUUCAAGCGGUUGACUGUUCUACUGGUCAGUUUGCUUAUUCUAAUAUCAUUGAUACCAAUAGAGUUGGGUCUUGUACAACGAAUUCAGAGGACCUGGGAUUUUCAGAACCUACAAUGCUAGGUUCUACAUCACCAACAGUACAAGAUGUUGAUUCGAAGGGAAGGAAACCAGAGGAUUUGAAGGCAUGUUCUGUAGACCAACAUGGAUCGGGUACUGCAAAUCAGGCAUCCAGCUUAGAUCAUAUCAGUUGCAGCCCUGAAGCGGUUCCUGACAUGGAUGGUGAACAUACGCAUCAACAUUUGGACACAGCUCCCCCAGGCCUCUGCUCUGGAUUGCCUAGUGUCAAUGCUUGUUUGAUCGCUAUGGAUACGCACUUGUCACAUGACAAGCCCGCAGAAACUGCGGUCGCACCAACUGAAAAUGUGAUGGUUAGUGGAUCUGCAGGUCUUAGUGAAGACAAGAGUCUUCACGACGUAACAGGAGAUGUGGUGAGAGAGACAUAUGCAAACGGGGGCGAAAGUCCCACUUUAGAGAGGGGUGGCACUGGCAAUGGAGCCGAUUUUCCCUCAAGUGAAGAUUGUAGUGUAUCUGCAUUUGAGGUCACAGAGAGGCCUGAGACCUUACUUACCAAAGGUGUCAAUGACAGCAGUAUUAGUGUUCCACAACAACUGAAUAUGAAUUCAGGUUGUGAAGGCAACGGAUUGUCCAACUUAGAUAUUGAUAAUAUGACUGUAACUCCGACAUCCCCUGGGUCUCAUCUAGUAUGAUCCUAAAUUUUUGAAAGCGCUGGCGCAUACCCCUCUCGGGAUCUCUUUAACUCACGUUGCUCCUGCUUUGUCCGUCUGCUCCAGCUCCUUUUUCCACCUCAUUGUUGCUAUCUCUUCUUUUAAACCUAAACCCACAAGAAGAUUUCUGUCUCUUUCAAUCAGCAUGGUGCUGAUGGGUCUUAUGUUCAAGACAGAGGUGGAGUUGCUGACUGGGCAUAUUUCACGAGGGCAUGUGGCGUAUUGGCUGUAGAGAAGCUCAUAUUGACCACCGUUACACGUUCUGUCACAGUAUAGUUACUAUUGCAAGGUCCAAUAACAGACAUUGGCUGGAAUUGUUAUCUUAAGCCAUGUACUUAAUCAAUAAUAGAUACUGCCGAGAAUCUUCUGCCUACACAUGGCCCUCACGGUUGACUCCGCCUCACUCCUUUGUACUAAUAAACAUGAUCUAUUUGAUUCAA